This is a messenger RNA of Fonsecaea erecta, 690 nucleotides long. RefSeq lists its product as hypothetical. The coding region runs from base 1 to 690 and encodes 229 amino acids. The record is from RefSeq and is a predicted model, not a curated record. Gene Ontology annotation, biological process: ubiquinone biosynthetic process. The transcript has a single exon. Gene Ontology annotation, molecular function: methyltransferase activity. Lineage: Eukaryota; Fungi; Ascomycota; Eurotiomycetes; Chaetothyriales; Herpotrichiellaceae.
AUGAACGAUCUCAUGUCGUUGGGCAUCCAUCGCCUCUGGAAGGACUACUUCGUCCGUAGCCUCAACCCAGGCAGCCGCGCCAGCGAAAAAGGAUGGAAUAUCCUUGAUGUGGCGGGAGGCACCGGCGAUAUUGCAUUCCGCAUGCUUGAUCACGCGACCAACGUGAACCUUGACCUCAAAACAAAAGUCACCAUCGCAGACAUCAAUGCAGACAUGCUGGCUGAAGGACAGAAAAGAGCUCAGGAGACACCGUAUUGGAACUCAGGCCGACUGUCGUUCAUGGAGGGCAAUGCUGAAUCCAUGCCCUCUAUCGAGUCGAAUUCGAUUGAUCUUUAUACGGUGGCAUUUGGCAUUCGCAACUUCACCAACAAGGAUGCCGCCAUCCGCGAAGCAUUUCGAGUCCUCAAACCGGGGGGCGUUUUUGCUUGCCUAGAGUUCAGCCACGUCAAUAAUUCGUUGUUCAAUGCCGUCUAUAAAAGAUGGAGUUUUGGGGCGAUACCUUUGAUAGGCCAAUUGGUCGCGGGUGAUCGAGACAGUUACCAGUACCUUGUAGAAAGCAUCGAGCGAUUUCCCACGCAAGAAGAGUUCAAGGCCAUGAUCGAAGACGCCGGAUUCAUCACACCGGGGCAAGGCUACGAAGAUCUGACGGGAGGGAUCGCCAGCAUCCACCGAGGUGUGAAACCCUUGUAA